Messenger RNA from Stylophora pistillata, 753 nucleotides. RefSeq lists its product as uncharacterized. The record is from RefSeq and is a predicted model, not a curated record. NCBI's taxonomy places the organism in Eukaryota, Metazoa, Cnidaria, Anthozoa, Scleractinia, Pocilloporidae.
AUGGAGAUUUUCCAAGAGGGCCUCUGGAAAGACACUUCGUUUAAGGAUCCAGAUUUACAGUCCCUUAGCUCCAGGCUCCAGACGACCAUUUUGUUAGCGAGGGCUCCUGGGACGGUAAACAUGUAUGACAGAGCCUUUAGGAAGUGGAAGGAAUUCGCCUUGCGCAAGCAGGAGCUGUCGUAUUUCCCUGCUAAUCCUAUGCACGUUGCUGUUUAUUUACAACAUGUUUUAGAAUCCACCAGAUCGAGUGCCUCUGUUGAUACUGCUUUUUAUAGUAUCAAGUGGGCUCACGAGUCAGCGGGUCUUGUAUCCCCAACGGAUAACCUUUUAGUUAACAGGGUGCGGGAUGCCGCCAAGAGAAUUUUAUGCACUAAAAGGGGUAAUAGAAAAGAACCUCUUUCCAUUGAAAUUCUCCAGGAUAUAAUCGAUGGUUCUGAUUUGUCCAAUACCCUUCAACUUAGAAAUGUAUGUCUUUAUGUGCUUUGUUAUGCAGAAUUUUUUAGGUCCGAGGAAGUCACAAGAAUAAGAAGAAAUCAUAUUAAGUUUCUUGAAGACCACAUGAUAAUUAAGGUUGAGAAGAGUAAAACUGAUCAGCUUAGGCAAGGAUAUGAACCUGUUAUCGCGAGUUCAGGGGGCAGCGCUUGUCCAGUUUCCAUUCUUCAACAGUAUUUGAGUAGGUUGAAUAUUGAUCCUCAUUCGGAUGAGUUAAUUUUCAGGCAGUUGGUCAAGACCAAGUCGUCCUAUAAGAUGUAA